AUGAGUAAGUUCAAAACCAUUGAUACAUUUUUUAAAAGAAAAGAUCAAGAAAAUGAAGAUACUUCUACUAUUACUACUCCAAUACUUGAGGGGUCAUCAAAUUUCAUUACUUCAAGUUCUUCAUUAAAUAGCUCAAAGCGUCCACGACUUCUUCCAAAUCAACUGGAUGUUUUUCGUUUGGAAAGAGAUCCUGGGAUGCGACCAAUGAUUUGGAAGUUUCCUCCAAAUAAAAGAGAUGAAAUCCGUCGGACUUAUAUUAAAGUUGGGCCAAAUCAACCAAUUCUUGAUAAUUAUCCAUUUUCUGGUGAUAAAAGUCAUCGUCGCUUUCAAGCUUCAUGGUUUAAAUUGUUUCCAUCUUGGUUAGAAUAUUCUAUAGAAGAUUAUGCUAUAUAUUGUUUUCCGUGCUUUCUUUUUGCUAAGGAACCUUCAAUCAAUACGGGUUCAAAUGCUUUUAUUGAGAAUGGUUUCAGGAAUUGGAAAAAAGUAAAUAGUGGAAAAGAAUAUGCUCUUUUGAAUCACAUUGGCAAAGGUCCUAACUCAUUCCAUCAUAAGGCGCUGAAAUCAUGUGAUGAUUUGAUGAAACAAUCACAACAUAUUGACAAACUUCUUCAUAAGCAAACAUCAGAAGAGAUUGAAAAGAAUCGAAUUCGACUAGGAGCAUCUAUAGAUUGCAUUAAAUGGUUGACAUUUCAAGGUUGUGCAUACAAAGGACAUGAUGAAAGCCAAAGUUCAAGCAACAGAGGUAACUUUUUGGAAAUAUUGAAAAUUUUGGGAUCUUACAAUGAAAGAGUGAAAAAGAAUGUUUUGGAAAAUGCUCCAAAAAAUGCUAAGUAUACUUCAAAUGAUGUCCAAAAAGAAAUUCUACAUAUUCUUGCUACUAAGAUGAGAAAUUCAAUCAGAGAAGAGAUUGGAGAUGCCAAAUUUUGUAUUAUUAUUGAUGAAGCUAGAUAUGAAUCUAAAAAGGAGCAAAUGGCCAUUGUUUUGAGAUUUGUUAUUCUAGAUGGUUUUGUUAAAGAGAUAUUUUUUGAUCUUGUGCAUGUCACUGAUACUUGUGCAACAACUUUAAAGAAAGAAUUGAUUUCUGUCCUUUCUCAUUAUAAUCUCCAAGUUGAAAAUAUUAGGGGUCAAGGGUAUGAUGGUGCUAGCAACAUGCAGAGUGAGUGGAAUGGUUUGCAAGCUUUGUUUCUUAAAGAUUCUCCACAAGCAUACUAUGUGCAUUAUUUUGCUCAUAGGUUACAAUUAGCAUUGGUGGCAGUUUCAAGAGAGGUACUUCAAAUUCAUGAAUUUUUUACUCAAUUAAACUCUAUUGUCACUAUUGUUAUUGCUUCUUCAAAAAGACAUGAUCAAUUACAAGAAGCUCAAGCAAUUGAAAAUGCAAACUUGGUUGCUCAAAAUGAAUUAGAAACAGGCAAAUGUGCGAAUCAAAUAAGCACUUUACAAAGAGCUGGGGAUACUCGAUGGAGCUCUCACUUUAAUUAUAUUUGCAGUUUGGUAAAAAUGUUUACUGCUACCAAUAUUGUUCUCAAUAAUAUCAUUGAAGACGGGACAACUUAUGCACAAAGAGGUGAGGCUUAUGGUGUUAGUAAAAUAUUAUUGUCAUUUGAAUUUGUUUUCACUUUGCACUUGAUGAAAGAGAUUAUGGGAAUCACCAAUGUUCUUUGCCAAGCACUGCAACAACAAUCUCAAGAUAUUCUUAAUGCAAUGCAUAUUGUUUCUACAUCAAAGUUACUUCUUCAACAAUUAAGAGAUGGUGGAUGGUGCAAUUUUCUUGCAAAUGUUAAAGAUUUUUGUGAAAAACAUGAAAUUGAAAUCCCUAAUAUGAGUGCACAAUAUGUUUUUGGAAGAGGUCGAUCUUGUCAACCAAGUAUAACAGUUGAGCAUCAUUAUCGAAUAGAUUUGCAACAUUAUCAGCAUGAUAUACCAAAUCAUUUGAAAGGCAUUGGUACACUUUCUGAAUUGUGCAACAAGUUGCAAGAAAUGGAAAAAUCAAGAACUUAUCACAUGGUUGAUAGAUUAAUACGUCUUGUUUUGACUCUACCAGUGUCUACAGCAACAACAGAAAGAGCUUUUUCAGCAAUGAAAAUUGUUAAGACAAGACUCCGAAGCUACAUAGCCAAGGAAGAUGCAGCUUCCAAUAUUUCCUCUAUAAAAUUUGUGGUUUCAUCAUCAAAUACAAAAGCCACAUCUAACAAAUCUGGUAUUGGGAAUGUUCCCACACUUGAGGAGAAAUUUGAUGAAGUUUAUACAAGUGAAACUGAACCUUCACCAAGAACCGAACCUACUUCAAACAGGCCAGGAAAUCAAGCUCAAAAGGAAGUUGAAACUGUGCAAAAUCAAGAAAAUGGAAGUUCUAUUCAAGCUGAACCAGAAACUGCUGUUGCUGAAAAGUUAAGAGACAAUUCUAUUUUGUCUCACGAAUCUGAAGGAAAUCCUGAAACCAGCAGUACCCAGAAUCCCUUGGUAACUGAAUCUGCCUCCAAGUCCACCAGACCUCGUGAAUGGAGAUUCUUGAAGAAUUAUCCAGAGGAAUUUGUCAUUGGAGAUGUCUCUCAAGGGGUUAGAACUCGGUCAUCCACUAGAAAGGCAAAUGAAGAAUCAAACAUUGCCCUUCUCUCACAAAUAGAUCCUCAAAAUGUCAAGAAAUCCCUUAGUGACCCUUCUUGGGUUAAAACAAUAGAAGAUGAGCUUCUUGAGUUUGAGAAGAACCAAGUGUGGACUUUGGUUCCAAGGCCAAGUAGACAGAAAGUGACCGGCACCAAGUGGAUAUUUCGGAACAAGUUAGGAGAAGAUGGCAGCAUUGCAAGAAACAAGAUUGCUGAUGUGUUUGUUGAAGAUUUUGUUUCAUAA
This is a messenger RNA of Arachis duranensis, 2847 nucleotides long. RefSeq lists its product as uncharacterized. The record is from RefSeq and is a predicted model, not a curated record. Lineage: Eukaryota; Viridiplantae; Streptophyta; Magnoliopsida; Fabales; Fabaceae. Bases 1 to 2847 code for a protein of 948 amino acids. The transcript is spliced from 5 exons. Gene Ontology annotation, molecular function: protein dimerization activity.